Molecule: messenger RNA, 2592 nt
Organism: Macaca mulatta (Rhesus monkey)
Lineage: Eukaryota; Metazoa; Chordata; Mammalia; Primates; Cercopithecidae
Gene: HYKK
Product: hydroxylysine kinase
Molecular function (GO): amino acid kinase activity
Source: RefSeq, a predicted model, not a curated record
CGGGGGCUGCGGCCUCUGCGGACCCUGCGGACCCUGGUGUACCUCCUGGCCACAGUGCCCGGCCGAGGCCACAAUACCCGGCUGCUGGAGAGCGGGAUCCACCCCAGGACGUCGGGUCGCUGCGGACAUAAUGUCAAGUGGAAAUGAUCAGCAGUCAGAGGCUCUUAGCAAACCCACCUUCAGUGAGGAACAGGCCUCUGCAUUGGCGGAGUCAGUGUUUGGGUUGAAAGUUUCCAAGGUCCAGCCACUUCCUAGCUAUGAUGACCAAAACUUUCAUGUCUAUGUUUCAAAAACCAAAGAUGGCCCAACUGAAUAUGUCCUCAAAAUAAGCAACACCAAGGCUAGCAAAAAUCCAGACCGGAUUGAAGUGCAGAAUCACAUCAUCAUGUUUCUGAAAGCAGCUGGAUUUCCAACAUCCUCUGUGUGUCGCACUAAAGGAGACAACACAGCUUCUCUCGUGUCUAUAGAUAGUGGCUCUGAAAUCAAAAGCUACUUGGUGAGGCUGCUGACUUACCUCCCAGGAAGACCCAUAGCUGAGAUUCCCAUCAGUCCCCAGCUAUUGUAUGAAAUUGGAAAGCUAGCUGCCAAAUUGGAUAAGACACUGCAGAAAUUCCAUCACCCAAAGUUAAGUAGUCUUCAUCGGAAGAACUUCAUCUGGAAUCUGAAAAAUGUUCCUCUUCUGGAGAAAUACCUGUAUGUCCUGGGCCAGAAUCGAAACCGAGAGAUUGUCGAGCAUGUCAUUCAUCUAUUCAAGGAGGAAGUAAUGACCAAGUUAAGUCAUUUUCGAGAAUGUAUCAAUCAUGGAGAUCUUAAUGACCAUAAUAUUUUAAUAGAGUCCAGCAAGUCAGCCUCUGGAAAUGCUGAAUAUCAAGUGUCUGGGAUUUUAGACUUUGAUGACAUGAGCUAUGGCUACUAUGUGUUUGAACUGGCAAUUACCAUCAUGUACAUGAUGAUUGAAAGCAAAAAUCCUAUACAAGUAGGAGGCCAUGUCCUUGCAGGGUUUGAAAGCAUCACCCCACUGACAGCUGUAGAGAAGGGUGCUUUGUUUUUACUUGUAUGCAGUCGUUUUUGCCAGUCACUUGUCAUGGCUGCAUACUCUUGCCAGCUAUACCCAGAGAACAAAGAUUAUUUCAUGGUUACUGCAAAAACCGGGUGGAAACACUUACAGCAAAUGUUUGACAUGGGUCAGAAAGCUGUAGAAGAAAUCUGGUUUGAAACUGCCAAAUCCUAUGAAUCUGGGAUCUCCAUGUGACUGAGAUCUCCAUGUGAUUUUAACGUGGGUAAUUAAAAUAGGGCCCAAUCAAAUUUUAGGAAGGAUUUUCCUGUAUAGUUAAAAAUCAAUUGAUGGAAUGGAUCAAUUCUGAAUAUGACAGAGCACAUGAAAUCCCUAAGGUCUUCAAGCAAUCUCAUGACAAUUUUUUAAAAUUCACAAAAGUACCACGAGCAAGCAUAUUUUUCUGUGAGUCUCACUUGCCAUGUCUAUAAACACAUAUGAUACCAUUUUGAAUCAGAUAAUCUCACAAGAUCUAUUCCAGUCCUGAGAUUAAUGACUGUUUUUAAUUUUUAAAAUAAUAUAUACAUACAGAUAUAUUGACAUAUUUUAAAUAUCUGGACAUAACAUACUGACCUAGAUAACAUACUAGCAGUUCUAUGAAACCUCCUCUGAUCUGUCCUUUCUCUCAAAUCCCAGUGCACUGUGUCUUUUUCAUGGCCCAUCACUUUGCAUAAUGGAUCAUGGUUGUGCAGUCAUCUUGCCUGAGAGCUAUUGAGGGCAGAGACCAUGUAAAACUUAUUUUUGUCUUCUCAUCCCUUCUUAUCACACCUGCUAUUAUAGUACCUUUCCUACAGAGAGGUCUUUAAAAAUAUUUGAAAAUAAAUGUGUGCUAGAAGAAAGGAUGGAGAAGGCACACACUAAGAUGCUUUAGAAGAAAGCACAGACAGCAUUCUUUUUUUUUGAGACAGAGUCUCACACUAUUGCCCGGGCUGGAGUGCAAUGGCAAUUUCGGCACUGCAACCUCCACCUCCCAGGUUCAGGCAGUUCUCCUGCCUCAGCCUCCUGAGUAGGUGGGAUUACAGGCGCCCGCCACCACGCCAGGCUUAUUUUUUGUAUUUUUUUAGUAGAGACAGGGUUUCACUAUGUUGGCCAGGCUGGUCUUGAACUCCUGACCCUGUGAUCCACCCACCUCAGCCUCCCAAAGUGCUGGGAUUAUAGGCGUCAGCCACCAUGCCCGGCCACAGGCAGCAUUCUUGGAGAAAAAAUUUUAACUUGUCUGAGAGGGUGGUUGAAACUGGAACUCCAGAGACAGAUGCUGGAAGACCCUGGGAACUGCAAGGAAGCAAAUAAUGACAUCCAGGCAAGGCCACUAACCCCUCACCUACCCAAAUAUAAUGGUUCCUUUCAGACUGAUACCAGGAACCUCCUUAAGCAUAUAUAUUUUAAUUCUCUAUAAUUUCUUUUUGGAUGACUAUGAAGUAGAUUGGGUAGACUGAAUCUCACUGUAUACUUGGCUGAAGGUAUCCCACUGUGUUUCCUUCACUGGUUUCUCUUCAUGUCUCCUUUAGUAUGAUUUAGUAAAUGGCUGUUUACUAUUC